AGCAGAACACUGCGCGUCACUAUGAAAUGCAGUCGCGGCAAUCUGUGAGCACAGAGGGAAGAUGCCCGGGGGCCACACAGCGGGGAGGCUAUGGAAUCUGCCCCCACUAUGAUCCUCGGCUGCCCAAACUUUACCCAACGCCCUGCCUACAGCUGCCGGCCGGGGGCUGAGCGCAACAGUUGUACUUGCUCAAGUAGUGCUCUUCCCUGUGCCCCUCCGCUCCUUGCCCUCCCCUAGCCCAGCAUGAAAGUGUUCCGCAGGAAGGCGCUGAUCCUGUGCCUCGGCUACAUCCUGCUGCUGGUACUGACUAUGCUCAACCUCAUGGACAAAUGGCACAAGGAGCCCCAGCAGUGCAACGAGCAAGUGCGCUACACCCCCUACCAAACCCGCUCCGAUAUCCGCUAUCUCUACCGGACCACCCCGCCCAAGAAAAGGCAACUGGUCUAUGUGUUUACAACGUGGAGGUCGGGCUCGUCCUUCUUUGGGGAGCUCUUCAACCAGAACCCCGAAGUGUUUUUCCUGUACGAGCCCGUGUGGCACGUCUGGCAGAAGCUGUACCCGGGAGAUGCCAUGUCUCUGCAGGGGGCGGCAAGGGACCUGCUCAGCGCCCUCUACCGGUGCGACCUGUCCGCCCUGCAGCUCUACAACACGGCGGGGGCAAAGAACAUCAGCACCCUGGGCAUCUUCGGCUCCUCCACCAACAAGGUCAUCUGCUCGGCGCCUCUCUGCUCCGCUUACAGGAAGGACAUGGUGGGGCUGGUGGAUGACAAAGUGUGCAAGAAGUGCCCUCCCCAGAGCCUCAGCCUGCUAGAGGAAGAGUGCCACAAGUACAACACCAUCGUCAUUAAAGGGGUGAGGAUAUUUGACAUUAACGUAUUGGCCCCCCUCAUGGAAGACCCCUCCUUGAACUUGAAGGUCAUUCAUUUAGUUAGGGACCCCCGUGCAGUGGCCAACUCCCGUAUUAAGUCCAGACACGGCUUGAUAAGGGAGAGCCUGCAGGUGGUGCGCAGCAGGGACCCCAGAAUCCGCAGGGUCCCCUUCAUAGACCCUGGGCACAAACUUAACAAAAAGGACGGCUCAGACUAUCAUGCCAUAGGGGCUAUGGAGGUGAUCUGCAGCAGCAUGGGGAAGACCCUCAGGACUGCUUUAAACCCACCAAGCUGGCUCAAGGAUAACUACAUGGUGGUUAGGUAUGAGGAUCUGGUGGUGGAUCCAGUUAAGACUUUAAGGCAAGUGUAUGGCUUUGUAAACCUUUCCGUAAGUCCAGAUAUAGAGAGGUUCUGUCUGAACAUGACCAGUGGUCCGGGCUACUCAUCCAAACCUUUUGUGGUGUCUGCUCGCAAUGCCACCCAGGCUGUAAGUGCAUGGAGGACACUGCUCACCUAUCUACAGGUCAGGCAGGUGGAAGAGUUUUGUCAGAUCCCCAUGGAUAUUUUAGGCUAUGAUAUAGUGAAAAACCAAGAAGAGGUGAAAGAUCUCAGCAAGACAUUGCUUAGGAAGCCCCUGCUAUAAAGAGUCUCUAAGGAAUUUCAUGGGUCAAGGGACACAUUGCCUGAAACUAAACCAGAUAUUACAAGUAACUGUUACCCAAGCUCUGAGUCUAAAAAGUUUUCAUUUUGUCCAUAGAAUUUUCUUCUGGUACUUUUAUCUGUUGUGGGCCCUGCAGUGGAUCUGUUUGGUUUCCAUAAUAAUUACCUUCGAAAUCUCAUGAUAGUGGUAUGUUGCUGAAAACACACAAGCUGGGAACUUGGCAGUCAUAUAUUAGCUAACCCAAACAUGCGCACACAGUGUGAGAUCUGCAGCCAUACCAUCCUGGGGCUAAGCAAAGGCAUUAAUGUGUAUUUCUGCACUGCAACAUGCCCCGAUAGGCUGCAUAGUGUAUGGGUCAGUGGCUUCUCUAUGUAUACUGCUGAAUAGUCUGGGUAUAAUUGGCCUAAAACAGCCUUAGGGAAGAGGUACAACAAAUAUCCAGAUAACUGUUUACAAAGCUGACCAGUCAUUACUGCCCUUGUUUUACCAGUUCACAUGGCAUGAACCCUCCAGUGACCCAUAUACACUGUAAAGUAUGCCCUAUGGGAGAAAUCCUAACUGUCACAAGUGCUGGUAAUAAAACUGUAAUUUAUGUUCA
Molecule: messenger RNA, 2128 nt
Organism: Xenopus tropicalis (tropical clawed frog)
Lineage: Eukaryota; Metazoa; Chordata; Amphibia; Anura; Pipidae
Gene: chst2
Product: carbohydrate (N-acetylglucosamine-6-O) sulfotransferase 2
Biological process (GO): carbohydrate metabolic process
Cellular component (GO): Golgi membrane; Golgi apparatus
Molecular function (GO): sulfotransferase activity
Source: RefSeq, marked validated